Notothenia coriiceps (black rockcod) is the source of this 1884-nucleotide messenger RNA. RefSeq names its product solute carrier family 67 member 1 (gene slc67a1). Lineage: Eukaryota; Metazoa; Chordata; Actinopteri; Perciformes; Nototheniidae. Gene Ontology annotation, biological process: transmembrane transport. Gene Ontology annotation, molecular function: transmembrane transporter activity. The transcript is spliced from 11 exons. The coding region runs from base 177 to 1424 and encodes 415 amino acids. Gene Ontology annotation, cellular component: nuclear envelope. The record is from RefSeq and is a predicted model, not a curated record.
UUUAUGUUCGGUUCCAAAGUACAACUAAACUCAGGUUAGCCACAUUAUGCGAAAGUUCACCGUGUCAAAGGCUUUGUUACCGAACAAGUCUUGCAGCUUGCUUCCUACCGACUGUUAGCUUACGUUUGGCGGUAAAUUAACACUAACGAUAUAAAAGUGUGUAUACAAGAGGCAACAUGAGUGCAGGAGGAGAAACAGCCGAGGAAACCGCUAAAGCUUCAGUUCCCAUCCAGGCUCACGUUAUAGACCAACCGAAAAGAAAGAAAAUUAUUAACAUUGUUUACCUCAUCGCUACUUUGGACAUCACAUGGAUGUUUUUACAGUUCUCCGUCACCCCUUAUUUGGCAAAGAAACUUGGUUUCGACACCUUGUGGCUUGGUUAUUUGCAAACCAUGGUUGGUUUAAUCCAGCUGUUGGGUGGUCCUAUGUUUGGAAGGUUUGCAGAUAUCUUCGGAGCCCGGGCAGCUUUGUCCCUGUCAUGUUCUGCGACAAUCGUUUUCUUUCUGCUGCUGGCCAUUGCAUCAAGUCCUGCCAUGCUGUUCCUCCACAAAGUCCCCACAGUCUUCAUGCAUGUUCUACCUGCAUCUCAGAUGGUAGUUGCGGACCUUUCAGAACCUGAUAAACGGGCAGACGCUUUAUCCAAAAUAGGUCUGUGUUUUGGCAUCGGAAUGAUUGCAGGAUCCACGUUGGGCGGCCAGCUUAACACACGCUAUGGACACACACCCCCCCCCCGCGCUCGGAGGACGGGGCGUAUUGUGAUUGAUGAAAAUGUGAUUGUCGUUCGUUGUCAACCUUACCACGGUGAGAACAAAAGCAAGUCAAUAUUCAACGUGGGAGAGAUCACAAGACUGUUGAAGUUUCCAGGUGUGAUGCGGACUUUUGUUGUGAAGAUAAUUGCAGGUUUACCAUCAGGGAUUUUUCAAGUAAUGUUCUCAAUCAUUGCAAUGGAGUUCUUCAAGCUGAAACCCCAGCAGAACGGCUAUCUGAUGGCUUAUUUUGGUAUAACUUCAAUGGUUAUUCAGGGAGGAGUGAUCGGUCGGAUGACUGCGAGAUACUCUGAGGGCUCUCUGCUGCUUCUGUCCAUAGGAGUUUCUUCUUUGGUGGGACUUGCUCAGGCUUACAUGCAGAAUGUGUUCCAGUUCUGCCUUACCGUCAUCCCGAUGAUGUUUGCUCUCAGUACAUUUAAUGUCAUCACAGAUAGCAUGCUCACCAAGAAUGUGCCAUCCUCUGACACAGGCACGAUGCUGGGGCUGUGUGCAUCCGUCCAAUCUCUUCUUCGUACAGUAGGACCGACGGUUGGUGGCUUCCUGUAUGUGAACUACGGAGUUUCCUCCAUCGGCCUUAUCCAGUUUGUCGUGAAUAUAGCCGUGUUUGUGUACCUGCUGCAGCGCCACUUCACAAAGACAGCCAAGCAAAAGGAAUGAAAUAUUUUAGUUUUUUUAAAAGCUUAUUUUUCGUAUCCAAUUCAUCCACCAACUGAUAGAGGAGCUGGAAAUUCAAGUUUAGAUUUUUAGGGACAAUCAUCUCUACAUGUGCAUAUAUUCAAUUAAAUCUGUCGCAGGUGUUUACAUGAUGAGAUAAGGUCAAGCCUUUCCACUCCUCCAUUAUUCAGAUUCCCUGUGGAAUGGAUAAUGUUGCUGGUUAAUCUUUGGUGGAGAUGCAGGACUCAACCACUAGAUGGCAGCAAGCCCUUAAUUUGACCAGAUGAUGCUGUUGUGUUCCAUCAUUCACAAUAGGUAAAAUCACUUUUAAACACACUUUAAAAUCCGUUACAGAUUUACAGAAUCAAAAAUGAUUAAAUAUUAGACAUAUCAACUAGCUCCUAAAAGAACACAGUUAUAUCAGAUUUUUUUUAAAUGAAAGUUUAUUUUCUUAUUGGUCAUU